GUCUAUGUGUAUAGUCUAUGAUGGGUAGAGUAUAUUAUGGCUCGAGUUAAUGGGUAGAGUCUAUAGAUAGAAUCUAUGAUGGGUAGAGUCUAUGGGUAGAGUCUAUGUGUAGAUUCGCCCUCUUUGACAGCAGCGAGCACUGAGUGGUUGACGCUCACAGAGGAACCACCAACAAUGGCGAGCGAAGUGAGGCAAGAGCUUGCCCAGCUCAUGAAUUCAACUGGAUCGCACAAAGAUCUUGCUGCAAAGUAUCGUCAAAUUUUGGAGAAGGCCAUUCAGUACACAGAUGCAGAUCAACUAGAGUUCUUAAAAGCUUUCGUAGAAGCAAUGGUCAAUGAAAAUGUUAGCCUUGUCAUCUCGAGACAGCUUCUCACAGACUUCUGCACACACCUCCCUAACCUGCCCGACAGCACCGCCAAGGCGAUAUACCACUUCACCUUGGAGAAGAUACAGCCUAGGGUCAUCUCUUUCGAAGAGCAAGUAGCCUCUAUUCGACAGCACCUGGCGACUAUUUACGAAAAGGAGGGAGACUGGAGAAACGCGGCACAGGUUUUAGUUGGAAUCCCACUGGAAACGGGACAGAAGCAAUACAAUGUAGAUUAUAAAUUGGAUACGUACCUGAAAAUCGCUCGUCUAUACUUGGAGGAUGACGACCCGGUACAAGCUGAAGCCUACAUAAACAGAGCGUCGUUGCUACAGAACGAGUCGUCCAAUGAACAGCUACAGAUACACUAUAAGGUGUGCUACGCUAGAGUGCUGGACUUCAGGAGGAAGUUCAUCGAAGCGGCCCAGCGGUACAACGAGCUGUCGUACAAGUCCAUCGUCCACGAAACAGAGCGCCUGGAAGCCCUGAAGCACGCGCUGAACUGCACUAUACUGGCCUCCGCAGGUCAGCAGCGGUCAAGGAUGCUGGCCACUUUGUUUAAGGACGAGCGCUGCCAGCAGCUGGCGGCCUACGGCAUCCUGGAGAAGAUGUACUUGGACCGCAUCAUCCGGGGCAACCAGCUGCAGGAGUUUGCUACCAUGCUGAUGCCCCACCAGAAGGCCACUACCACAGACGGUGACGGGUCCAGCAUUCUUGACCGAGCGGUGAUCGAGCACAACCUUUUGUCUGCCAGUAAACUGUACAACAACAUCACAUUUGAAGAACUUGGGGCAUUGUUGGAAAUCCCCCCGGCAAAGGCUGAGAAGAUAGCCUCCCAGAUGAUCACUGAAGGACGUAUGAAUGGCUUCAUUGACCAGAUCGAUGGGAUCGUCCACUUUGAGACCCGCGAGCCACUGCCCACCUGGGACAAGCAGAUCCAGUCUCUAUGUUUCCAGGUCAACAACCUCCUAGAGAAGAUCCGCACGGCUGCUCCGGAGUGGGCCGCACAGGCUUUGGAAGCCCAGAUGACUCAGUAAAGCCCUCCUUUACUGGGUCCCCCUGUUAUUUAAAUUGGCUUUCUUAUCGUUACCAUUCUUCCUUUGGUCGGAAUGAUAAUGCAUUUUCAUCACUCUAUUACAUCCUCCCCCCCCCCCCCCCCAUAAUUCUUCAGAUCUUUGUUAUUUUUGGGAGGAAGUCAGGGCUUUUAUUUUCUUGGCCGUCAGGAAGUCAGGACCUGUGUUUCUUUUCCCAGAGCUAUAUGUGUAAUGUGUCCUUGUACAAUUUUUUUUUUGUUUUAACUCGACACAAAGUACAGGACGUACAAUACCUGGAUGAAGACAGGAUUUUUAGGACAUUCAGCCUAACAAUGACCAGACCUAAAUAAUAAAUCCCGCCAAAGACAUGAAUAAAGUCUGGAAAUGAGAAA
Gadus macrocephalus (Pacific cod) is the source of this 1790-nucleotide messenger RNA. It is a transcript of the gene cops4, whose product is annotated as COP9 constitutive photomorphogenic homolog subunit 4 (Arabidopsis). Bases 175 to 1401 code for a protein of 408 amino acids. Gene Ontology annotation, cellular component: cytosol; COP9 signalosome. The record is from RefSeq and is a predicted model, not a curated record. The transcript has 10 exons. Lineage: Eukaryota; Metazoa; Chordata; Actinopteri; Gadiformes; Gadidae.